AUGGAUGGGAAUCAACUUGUAGUAACUUGUUCGAUUUCACAGAAUAAAAACUCUUUCAUCCCCACCUACGCUCUUAUUGAUACCGGAGCAUCAGGAUACGCUUUUAUUGACGAAUCUUUUGCACGCCACAAUAAUCUUACAAUGACCCCCCUUAAAAUACCUCGCCAUGUAGAUGUUAUAGACGGAAGGCCUAUCAAAUCAGGAAAAAUUACCCAUAUUGUCGAUGUCUCGCUGGACAUUCAUGGUCAUCAGGAGACUGCGCCAUGUUUUGUGACGAAGUUAGGACACUAUCCGAUUGUGAUGGGAAUACCUUGGAUGCGACGUCAUGAUGUUACGAUUCGACCAAAGGAAAAUCUACUUGUCUUUGACUCUCGGAGCUGUUGCCAACACUGUUCACUUAGCGGAACUGCAAUUAUCGUUCAUGGAAUCUCGAUUCCCUUACCAGAAUACCAUACAGUCAUCGUUUCAGCAAUUGAAAAAUCUACCGUCGACAUCCAAAAACUAGUACCGAAGGAGUUUCAACAUCGUCUCCAUAUGUUCAAAGAAUAUGACGCUUCAAUCCUUCCACCACAUCGGCCGUCCCAUGAUAUUGAAAUAGUGUUAGAAGAAGGCAAACGACCACCAUAUGGACCUAUAUAUGGAUUGUCUCAAAUCGAGUUGAAAGCACUACGAGAAUAUCUUGAUGAAAAUUUACCUAAAGGAUUUAUUCGGGCUAGUGAGUCACCAGCGGGAGCACCUAUAUUAUUUGUGAAGAAGAACGAUGGAACCCUUCGACUUUGUGUUGACUAUCGAGGUCUAAAUGCAAUUACAAUCAAAAAUCGAUAUCCGUUACCACUGUUAAAGGAAACCCUAGCCAAGUUGUCAAAAGCACAAUAUUAUACCAAGUUGGAUUUGCGUUGGGGAUAUAACCAGAUUAGAAUAGCGGAGGGGUACGAAUGGAAGACGGCAUUUCGGACUCGAUAUGGACAUUUUGAAUAUACAGUAAUGCCGUUUGGAUUAGCUAAUGCCCCUGCUACAUUUCAACAUUGGAUCAAUGAUAUCUUACGUCCUUAUCUCGACCAAUUCGUAACAGCAUACUUAGACGAUAUCCUCAUCUACUCCGAGACUCUAUCGGAACAUAAAGAACACAUUCGAAAGGUUCUAAAGGUACUUGAUGAGAAUCAUGUUCACCUUAAACCUAAAAAAUGUGAAUUUAUGUCUACAUCGAUGAACCUUCAUGAUGUUCAAGUAUUUCUAGUAUUUGCAAAUUUCUAUCGACGGUUCAUUCUAGGAUAUUCGAAAAUUGUUGCUCCACUUACAGCUUUGACCAAGAAAAAUGUUAAAUUCGAAUGGACGGAUGACAGGGAGGAAGCAUUUCAAACUUUGAAAAAGAUGUUUACAACGGCACCGACACUAGUUCAUUUUAAUCCGGAUCGGAGGAUUGUGAUAGAAACCGAUGCAUCUGAUUAUGUUUCAGCAGGAAUCCUAUCUCAACAACUUUUAGCAAUUAUACGAUGCUUUGAAGAAUGGCGACAUUACUUGGAGGGAGCUCAAUUCCCAAUUGAAUUUUUUAGCGACCAUCGGAAUCUUGAAUAUUUUAUGACAACAAAAUUAUUAAAUCGUCGACAAGCCCGUUGGUCCGAAUUCCUUUCACGCUUCGAUUUCGUUAUACAAUUUCGGCCAGGAAAACAGGGAGCGAAACCAGAUGCAUUGACUAGAAGAUCAGGUGAUCUACCUAAAGAGGGGGAUGAACGGUUGACGCAUCAGAGUCAAGUGAUUUUGAAGCGAAAAGAUUUGAGUACAAAGCUAAGUUUGUUCGCGGGUUCUUUGUCAAAUGAAUCCGCUGAAGGAGCGUCCACUGUAGAGGAGUUAUUUUCAAAAGCUUACCAAGUUGAUAGUUUUCCAAAUAAGAUCCUCACCAUGCUUUGGAAUGGCGUUCGCCACUCGAAUAAAAUUUCGCUUGCCGAAUGUACGGAAGAUAACAACGGUCGGCUACUUUAUCGAGGUGCAUUAUAUGUACCAGAGGAUAAUGAUCUUCGGCUAAGGCUCCUAAAAGAACACCAUGACAAACUAUCGGCAGGUCAUCCAGGUAGAGCGAAAACCUUAGAACUCCUAAGUCGAGAAUAUUAUUGGCCACAGAUGCAAAGAUACGUCGAUCAAUAUGUUGGGAAUUGCAAUGUGUGCACCCGUAGCAAGGCGCCCCGAAAUGCACCUUAUGGAGUACUUCGUCCGAUGCCAAUACCUGAUGGACCGUGGACGGAUGUGUCAAUGGAUUUUGUUACCGAUCUUCCUGAGAGUGAGGGAUAUGAUGCAAUCUUGGUCGUGGUUGAUAGGUUAACCAAAAUGCGACAUUUGAUACCAACAACCAAAGAAGUGGACUCAAGGGAAGUAGCGAGGUUUCAUGGAUCGACUAGUGGAGGAACGGGGUUACGAAGAGUUGGAUUAGUCAGAAAGGUUCUAUUGAGUUCUAUUGGAUUCUGUUGA
Messenger RNA from Morchella sextelata, 2463 nucleotides. RefSeq lists its product as uncharacterized. Lineage: Eukaryota; Fungi; Ascomycota; Pezizomycetes; Pezizales; Morchellaceae. The transcript is spliced from 3 exons. The record is from RefSeq and is a predicted model, not a curated record. Gene Ontology annotation, molecular function: nucleic acid binding. The coding region runs from base 1 to 2463 and encodes 820 amino acids.